AUGUCCUCUGCAUCUAGUCAAAUGCCAUCAAGCAAUGUAAAUGCUGAACAAAAUGAUACAAUCUUGCGUAUCGAGAAUAUGUCAGUGCAAAUUACCAAUAAUACCUUGGUAAAUGAGUUUUAUAAUGGUCGUCCUUUUCCAGUACCACCAAAAAUAGACACCGAACCCUCUAUGUGA
This is a messenger RNA of Funneliformis geosporum, 177 nucleotides long. The record is from the annotation of a GenBank genome assembly. NCBI's taxonomy places the organism in Eukaryota, Fungi, Glomeromycota, Glomeromycetes, Glomerales, Glomeraceae.